UCUCUGUCUUUCUCUCUCUCUCUCUGCCCCCCCUUUCCCUCCCUCUCUCUUGCUCUCUCUCUCUCUUCCCGUCUCUGUGGUUUGUAAGGUAGGUUGCAGUGUGUGUAUAUACACAACAUCAAGAGCAGGAAAAUGGACUCAUUAGGGAGGCAGGCAGUCAUUACCACUCACACUGUACUUCCAGGGAGACACCGAUUAUGAGAAGAGAAACUCAGCGCUGGGGAAGAAGGGUUUCUCUGUGGAACACUCCUGGCUAUUCUGGAACUUGCUUUGUAAACCAGACUGGCCCCAAACUCAAACUCACAGAGAUCCAUGUGCCUCUGUCUCUGAAGUAAUAGGAUUAAAGUUUUGUACUCGCUCCCUUCUUGUCUGCAUUCAUGUGGAAUGUGCCCAGUAAUCCCAAUCCCGGUCCUUCCUCUGCUCCUGUUUUCGCCUUCAUGGUCUUCCAUAAAGAUAAAUGAAUGAAGUAUUUGAAUGGUCCUUUGAGACACUGAAGGCUGAAGAGGUACUGCACUGAGGAUGGACAUUCCUAUUGCUUCUCUCAGAGUACCUGAUAAAUUACAAGUCUGUUUGUGCUAUAUAGCUGCACAGACUGCCUGAAGUUACAUUUCAAGACUGAAAUCACUGCACCUUAAAAACAAAAGCUUGAGCUGCACUGUGUUCCUCCGUGAAUGAGUCCCAGCUGUUCCACAUCCUGUAGCUCCUCGUUAUUGACUGUUUUAUCAUCAACAAUUGAAUAUUUCAUACAACAUCGCUGGUUGUUCCUUGACCACCAGUCUGUUGCCUGUCCCUGCUCUUUAUAUGCAGCCGCUCUCUGCUCCCUGCCCCAAUGAACAUCUGCACUAGGCCCAAGCCUUGGAGUGAUUUACCCGAAGAGUGACACCAUUUAUCUGGAAACUACUAUGAGGAAACUGAAGCCCAGAGAGGUGAAGUGAGGUGCCCAAAGCCACACAGCAAGUUGCAGGCACAGCUAGUUCCGUAGCUCAAGUCUCCUGACUCCCAGUCCAGUGCUCUUCCCAUUACUCCACGGGUCCUGUCUCUAAGCUUCCUGACAAAUGCUAGAACGGAAGAAACCCAAGACAGCUGAAAACCAGAAGGCAUCUGAGGAGAAUGAGAUUACUCAGCCGGGUGGAUCCAGCGCCAAGCCGGGCCUUCCCUGCCUGAACUUUGAAGCUGUUUUGUCUCCAGACCCAGCCCUCAUCCACUCAACACAUUCACUGACAAACUCUCACGCUCACACCGGGUCGUCUGAUUGUGACAUCAGUUGCAAGGGGAUGACCGAGCGCAUUCACAGCAUCAACCUUCACAACUUCAGCAAUUCCGUGCUCGAGACCCUCAACGAGCAGCGCAACCGUGGCCACUUCUGUGACGUGACGGUUCGCAUCCACGGGAGCAUGCUGCGCGCACACCGCUGCGUGCUGGCAGCUGGCAGCCCCUUCUUCCAAGACAAGCUGCUGCUGGGCUACAGUGACAUCGAAAUCCCGUCGGUGGUGUCUGUACAGUCGGUGCAAAAGCUCAUUGACUUUAUGUACAGCGGUGUGCUGCGAGUCUCACAGUCAGAAGCUCUGCAGAUCCUCACAGCCGCCAGCAUCCUGCAGAUCAAAACAGUCAUAGAUGAGUGCACACGCAUCGUGUCACAAAAUGUGGGCGAUGUGUUCCCGGGCAUCCAGGAUUCUGGCCAGGACACACCAAGAGGCACACCAGAGUCAGGCACAUCUGGCCAGAGCAGUGACACAGAAUCAGGCUACCUGCAGAGCCAUCCACAACACAGCGUGGACCGAAUCUACUCAGCGCUCUACGCCUGCUCCAUGCAGAAUGGCAGCGGCGAGCGCUCCUUCUACAGCGGUGCAGUGGUCAGCCACCACGAAACUGCGCUUGGCCUGCCCCGUGACCACCACAUGGAAGACCCCAGCUGGAUCACACGCAUCCAUGAACGCUCCCAGCAGAUGGAACGCUACCUGUCCACCACCCCCGAGACCACUCACUGCCGCAAGCAGCCCCGGCCCGUGCGCAUCCAGACCCUGGUGGGUAACAUCCACAUCAAGCAGGAGAUGGAGGACGACUAUGACUACUACGGGCAGCAGAGGGUGCAGAUCCUCGAGCGCAAUGAAUCCGAGGAGUGCACUGAAGACACUGACCAGGCGGAGGGCACAGAGAGCGAGCCCAAAGGCGAGAGCUUUGACUCUGGGGUCAGCUCCUCCAUUGGCACCGAACCUGACUCGGUGGAGCAACAGUUUGGGGCAGGAGCCACAAGGGACAGUCAAGCAGAACCCGCCCAGCCCGAGCAGGCAGCAGAAGCUCCACCUGAGGGCAGUGCCCAGCCAACCCAACUAGAAACAGGUGCCUCCUCUCCCGAGAGAAGCAACGAGAUAGAGAUGGACAACACAGUCAUCACUGUCAGCAGCAGCUCUGAUAAGGGUGUCCUACAACAGCCUUCAGUCAACACAACCAUUGGGCAACCAUUGCCAAGUACCCAGCUCUAUUUACGCCAGACAGAAACCCUCACCAGCAACCUGAGGAUGCCUCUGACCUUGACCAGCAACACACAGGUCAUUGGCACAGCUGGCAACACCUACCUGCCAGCCCUCUUCACUACCCAGCCCGCAGGCAGUGGCCCCAAGCCUUUUCUCUUCAGCCUGCCACAGCCCCUGACAGGCCAGCAGACCCAGUUUGUGACAGUGUCCCAGCCUGGCCUGUCCACCUUUACUGCACAGCUGCCAGCGCCACAGCCCCUGGCAUCAUCCGCAGGCCACAGCACAGCCAGUGGGCAAGGCGAAAAGAAGCCUUAUGAGUGCACUCUCUGCAACAAGACUUUCACAGCCAAACAGAACUACGUGAAGCACAUGUUCGUCCAUACAGGUGAGAAGCCCCACCAAUGCAGCAUCUGCUGGCGCUCCUUCUCCUUGAAGGAUUACCUUAUCAAGCACAUGGUGACACACACGGGAGUGAGAGCCUACCAGUGUAGCAUCUGCAACAAGCGCUUCACCCAGAAGAGUUCCCUCAACGUGCACAUGCGCCUGCACCGCGGGGAGAAGUCCUAUGAGUGCUACAUCUGCAAAAAGAAGUUCUCCCACAAGACCCUGCUGGAGCGACACGUGGCCCUGCACAGCGCCAGCAACGGGACCCCUCCCGCAGGCACGCCCCCGGGCGCCCGCGCAGGCCCACCAGGCGUGGUGGCCUGCACGGAGGGGACCACUUACGUCUGCUCCGUCUGCCCAGCGAAGUUUGACCAAAUAGAGCAGUUCAACGACCACAUGAGGAUGCAUGUGUCUGACGGAUAAGUAGUACCUUUCUCUCUUUCUUAUGAACCAAACAAAACAACAACAAAAGAAACAAACAGACAAAACGCUAUGGCACUAGAAUUUAAGAAAUGUUUUGGUUUCAUUUUUACUUUCUGUUUUUGUUUUUCUGUUCCGUUUCAUUUUGUACUACAUGAAGAACUGUUUUUUGCCUGCUGGUACAUUACAUUUCCGGAGGCUCGGGUGAAUAAUGCUUUUCCCAGUCUCCCUUGGAUGGUGGCCUUAAGGCCUGGUAGUGCUUUAGGAGGUCCACUGGUUGGAUCUCUAGCUACUGGCCUCUAAAUACAACCCUUCUUUACAAAAAACAAAACAAAACAAAAUAACAAAAAAAAAAACAAAAACAAAACAAAAAAGCAAAAAAACCACACACAAAAAAACAAAACAAAAAAUCUUUUAAAAAAGUUUAAAAAAAAGUUUAAAAAAAAAAGAGAAAAAAAUUGUUUUUCCACUCGUGAAGAGCACUACAAAAUCUAUUAUGAGAUGUAAAGGCCUGCUGUCGUUAAGUACACCGCUCACAGUGUUUCAGUGGACAUUUCACAAUUCUGGCCACUUGGACUUCACAGUAAGCAGUUAAAACUGUGGAAUAUCACUUCUGGUUGAAAACCCAGAGGAAAGCCCUGCUGUUUUCACCUACACGCUGUCUGAUUUCAUUAAAGGGCUCAAGGAUGGGAGGGGCCGAGAGAGCCCAGUGGUGUGAGGAGAAGGUGGUGUGGCAGACCUCUCCCCCAGUUCUGCCCAGCCCCCACACCCUGGCCCACCUCCUCCGCGUCCCCCGCCCCAUUUCAGCAGAAGCCAGGAAGACUUGGACAAGCAACAGUGGCUAUCGUAUUUAUUCAGUGUCUUCGCUGAGCCACAGCCUCAGCACAAUCAAGAGGGACUUUCAUGAAAGGCAGGAAUGCAGAGAAAACAAAGAUAACAGAUUUGAACCUAUGUUUCUAGGUACAAGAGAAGGAUUAUUUCCAACAAUCUUUGCAAAAAAAAAAAAAAAGUGUCAGGAUAUAUUCUUGUGGAAGAGAAGAAGAAAGAGAAAUGGAGGGUGGGGGGGACAGUAAAUGUUCUUGAGGCUUUUUUAAUUCAAAAUUUUAUAGAGGGGCAAAAGUGAUGUUUACCAGAUAGAAUGCUGAUUUUUUUAAUAUAUUUACAACAGUAUUUGUGUAAAAAAAAAAAACAAAAAAGUGAGAUUGUUAAAAGUAAUUUUUUUCUCAUUUUGGUUUUGCAUACACUGCCACCAAUCCCUUCUCUUUACUUUGUCUCUCUCACACACAUAUAUAUAUUUUUUGGUAAGUCAAGACUGUUAAGGUUAGCGAUACUGCUUCCAGAUAGAAAGAAUAAAAGGCAACUAAAGUUAUAUUUGAAAGAGAGGAAGGAUAUUUUCUUCAUAUUUUUUUCUUAAUUUUUAUUAUUUUAAGUAUUGCCUGGGUUGCUGAGGGUCUCCAAGGCCCACCCACCCCUGCUGUAAUUUCAACUGCUGCUCUGUUUUGAUACAUAGAUCUUUGGCUUCUAGCAAGCUUAAGUUGCUCCACUGAAUAUUUUUCCCCCAUCCAUCUAAAAUUCUGUCCUUUUUCAUGAGAGGGAAAAUCUUUUAGAAGGCGAUUUCUUACUUCUCCAAAAUUUUACUGCUCUUAGGAUUCUAGAAUUUCUGUUGACCUUGCUUUUUUCUUUGAUGAAACACUAGUAGUUAGAGAUCCUGACAAAGGGGGUCCUUCCGUUUAUCUUCAGCCAGGAGCAGGAAUCCACAAAACUCUACCAUGCCUCUUCUCCCCCCCC
Messenger RNA from Psammomys obesus (fat sand rat), 5066 nucleotides. It is a transcript of the gene Zbtb20, whose product is annotated as zinc finger and BTB domain containing 20. Lineage: Eukaryota; Metazoa; Chordata; Mammalia; Rodentia; Muridae. The record is from RefSeq and is a predicted model, not a curated record. The coding region runs from base 1056 to 3281 and encodes 741 amino acids. Gene Ontology annotation, biological process: regulation of transcription by RNA polymerase II. The transcript has 15 exons. Gene Ontology annotation, molecular function: RNA polymerase II cis-regulatory region sequence-specific DNA binding; DNA-binding transcription factor activity, RNA polymerase II-specific; protein binding.